Solanum verrucosum is the source of this 1199-nucleotide messenger RNA. RefSeq lists its product as uncharacterized. The coding region runs from base 168 to 965 and encodes 265 amino acids. The transcript has 2 exons. NCBI's taxonomy places the organism in Eukaryota, Viridiplantae, Streptophyta, Magnoliopsida, Solanales, Solanaceae. The record is from RefSeq and is a predicted model, not a curated record.
AAAAAAAUCCCGUUUUUAUUUGCUUUGGUCUCUCUUUUUCUUCUCUUUCUGUAUAAUUUUUUUUGGCAAUUUCUGAAAAUCAUCUUUUAAUUCAAGUUCAAAAGAGGUGCUUUGAAUUGAACAAAGUGUUUUCUCUGAGAUCCUUAUUGUACUAGUGUUCCGUCUCUAUGUGGAAAUCCAUUUCAAAUGUCAUCACAAGCUUUGGUCAGAAAAAGGAUUCUGCUACGCCCAGUCAAACUUGUCAUGAGUACUCAGAUGACGAUGAUAUCCGCUCUAAUGAAAGCACUGAGGAAGGACUAGAAUGCCCAAUAUGUUGGGAAUCAUUUAACAUUGUUGAGAAUGUUCCCUAUGUAUUGUGGUGUGGCCACUCUCUUUGUAAAAAUUGUCUGUUGGGACUUAAAUCGGCUUCCGUGAAGAUAUCCACCCAACAAAUCCAGAUUCCAUUGUUUGUUUCCUGCCCAUGGUGUAAUUUGUUGACACUUAGAUUGUUUUACCAGGGAAAUCUCAAGUUUCCUAGCAAGAACUUCUUCCUCCUCUGGAUGGUGGAGAGCAGAAAUGGUGACAGGAUGAAGUCUCCGUCUGCCAUAUACAGGGAUCAAUUAAUGUGCUCCUCCCCUUGUACUUCAAAUACCAGGACCCCGAGUUCUGUCAUGAACUGCAGGAGGGCUCAUCGUAUAGACUCUUCGGGGUCUGGCACUAGUGGUCCUAGCAAUACAAAUGAUACCCCUACAAUGCAAAGGACUCAGUUUUCUCUUCAGAAGUCCCUUGAUUUCUUUUUCCGGUUGACAUCCAAAUUUCCGUUGGUUGUUGUACUUCUUCUGGUUGUUAUAUUUGUGAUACCUUCCAGUGUGGGCAUCUUGAUUCUAUACCUGGUGAUCACAAUUCUCUUUGGACUUCCAUCUUUGCUAGUUAUAUACUUCGCUUAUCCUGCUCUAGAUUGGCUGGUGAGAGAGAUUACUUCUUGAAGUAUUUCUGUUCAAUUUGUUUGAGAAUUAUUUCUUAGAGUUUCGAGGAUGUAAUACAUAGUAUUGUUUGCACUAGUAAACAAUGUCUCAUCAGUUUGAUCUUAGUUUUCAUAUCAAGAGAUGGUGUAAAUAGUUAUUGGUUUUUGUGGAGGUAAAGGUUAAUUUUCCUUCAAAGUUUGUAUCUGCUAUUGUUAAUGGAUGAAUGAUAUCGUGGGGUUGCUCUUUCUACUAAAA